This is a messenger RNA of Pestalotiopsis fici W106-1, 765 nucleotides long. RefSeq lists its product as uncharacterized. The coding region runs from base 1 to 765 and encodes 254 amino acids. The transcript has 4 exons. Gene Ontology annotation, cellular component: cytoplasm; nucleus. Lineage: Eukaryota; Fungi; Ascomycota; Sordariomycetes; Amphisphaeriales; Sporocadaceae. The record is from RefSeq and is a predicted model, not a curated record.
AUGAAGUUCCUCUGUCUACCCGGUGCGUAUGGCAGUGCGGAGAAAUUCAAGGUGCAGCUAGCGCCUCUCGUCAAGGAGUUGACUUCUGACAACUCUGCCGAGUUUCGCUUCAUCGAUGCGCCAUGCGAGGCGGUCCCUCCAAAGGGCUUCGAAGACUUCUUCGGCAAGCCUCCAUACUACCGCUUCAUCGAGCCCGAUGACAAGACGAGCGAGGAGACCGAUCCCCUCUCGCGCAUCCGCGACUUCCCCGAGUGCGACACGCCAGAGGAAACCAUGCGCGAGCUCAUGAAGGAGGGCGUCGCCAGCUGCGUGUUGAGCACCAUUAGCGCCAUCCAGUUCCUGUUCAAGAUCAUGGAGGAAGAAGGCCCUUUCGAGGGCAUCAUUGGAUACUCUGAGGGUGCCACCAUGGCGGGAACCUUGCUCUUGGCCGAGCAGAGGAGGAAGCAGCUCGAGGGCUACGAGCCCAUGAUCAAGUGCGCCAUCUUCUUUGCUGGGUGGCCACCUCUGGACCCGCAGACUUUUGCCAUGGUCCUAUCUGAUGAGACCGACACCAUGAUUGACAUUCACUCGUGCCACAUCAUCGGAUCGCUGGACCCGUACGUGGGUGGCUCCUUGGCAUUGUACAAUGCUUGCGACCCUGAUAUCGCUUACAUGUUUGACCACGGCAAGGGACAUACCCUGCCGAGAGAUGCAGCCGUUAUCAAGGAGCUGGGUGAUGUGGUGAGAAACAUGAUCACAGAGGCCACGGGAGCCAAUGACGAAUAG